Cryptomeria japonica (Japanese cedar) is the source of this 2537-nucleotide messenger RNA. RefSeq names its product glutathione synthetase, chloroplastic. Gene Ontology annotation, cellular component: cytosol. NCBI's taxonomy places the organism in Eukaryota, Viridiplantae, Streptophyta, Pinopsida, Cupressales, Cupressaceae. Gene Ontology annotation, biological process: glutathione biosynthetic process. The transcript is spliced from 14 exons. The record is from RefSeq and is a predicted model, not a curated record. Gene Ontology annotation, molecular function: glutathione synthase activity; glutathione binding; ATP binding. Bases 543 to 2168 code for a protein of 541 amino acids.
GAAAUCGUUUUUUAAUCCAAAAUAAUAGGGAACAAUCUAUGUGUUUAGUUGAAAAAUGGAGAAUCUCUGUAUGUUUGUGUGCUGAGUUUUGAAUUUGAAGGGAGAACAAGAUUUUUUCUGGAAAAAUAUUACGGAACCCUAGCAAAGCCUAAAUUUGAGAAAAUCAGACAAACCAAAACCAAUCUCCUCUCACUCGAUAGACCAAAAAAAAAAAACAGAUAGCAAAAUAUCUGGGUUUUAGAGCUGCUAGAUUCUUGAGCUCGAGAAACGAGUUUACAGUUUUUAACAGAAAUUCUAGUUGCGAGUUGAAAUUUCUUUUAAGGCGUGAGGUGAGGAAUGUUGCAACUCUGGAAGUCGUAUUUUCGGCUUGAAAUAACAUUCCAGGUGAAGUCAUUAAUACUUUGUACAUACUCGACACUACCGAAGAUUUCUCAAGAUCGGAUUUGAUUGCACCUCUGAAAUUUUCCGAUGCUGAAUCAUUAGGAGAUUAGACGUUUGGCGCGGGGCGACGAGCGGGGCCAACAAAUAUUAACGAAUAAGGAAUGAAUGCUGGUUUAGUGGAUUAUGGGCGUAUAGGGCAUUCUAUCGGGUCUCACAAAUUUUAUCCGAUUUGCAACAUAAAGAGAGAGGGGAUUGCUAGACUGCGCGAUCCUUACACUCGCGGGAGGCGGACUGUCAUUCCAGCUAUGGAACAACUCAAGCCCCAGAUAAUGGCGACAAAGGGCAAUGAGAAGCAGUCAGAAGUUGAUCCAAACAAUGUUAUUCCUUCUUUCGAGGUAGCAAAAGAGCUCCUUCCAAAUGCCCUUGUGUGGGCUUCUCUACAUGGCUUUGUUGUUGGGGACAGGGCUGUACAGAGAUCUGGACAUAUACCAGGUGUUGGCUUGACACAUGCUCCAUUUUCUCUCUUUCCAGCACCUUUUCCUGAAACUUGUUGGAGUCAGGCCUGUGAUUUGGCUCCCUUAUUCAACGAACUCGUGGAUAGAGUAAGCAUGGAUGGAAUUUUCUUGCAAGAGUCACUAUCCGGGACACGGAAGGUUGACGACUUCACUGCUCGACUGUUAGAUAUCCAUUCUAAAACAUUGCAAGAUAACAUAAGACAGGAAAUACGCCUUGGUCUACACCGUUCAGAUUAUAUGCUAGAUACUGAAACAGGAUCAUUACUACAGAUAGAGCUAAAUACGAUUUCAUCAUCUUUUGCUGGACUUGGAUGCCUUGUUAGUCAGCUUCACAGGUAUUUGAUCAAACAUUUUGGGGAUCAACAUUGCUUGGAUUUGAAAAGAGUGCCUGAAAAUACUACAAUGAAGAGAUAUGCAGAGGCAUUAGCCCAUGCCUGGAAAGAGUUUAAUGACUUAAGUUCUAUUGUGCUGGUAGUUGUGCAGCCAGAAGAGCGCAAUAUGUAUGAUCAACAUUGGAUUUGUAUGCUCCUAAAAGAAUUAUAUGGGGUGUCAACGGUCCGGAAGACUUUAGCUGAAAUUGAUGCUGAGGGAGAAAUUUUAUCAAAUGGAAGUCUACAAAUAGGACAGCGAGUUGUUGCUGUUGUUUACUUCAGGGCUGGUUAUACACCCAUUGAUUAUCCCUCUGAAGCAGAGUGGAGGGGCAGGCUGAUGUUGGAGAUGUCUUCUGCCAUCAAAUGCCCAUCAAUUUCAUAUCAUCUUGCUGGCUCGAAAAAGGUUCAGCAGGAGCUGGCUAAACCCAAUGUUCUUGAAAGAUUUAUCAAUAAUAAAGAUGAUGCACUCAAACUUCGGAAAUGCUUUGCUGGAUUAUGGAGCUUGCAUUCCAAUGCAAAAAUUAUACAGGAUGCAAUCACAAUGCCAGAAGCAUUUGUUCUUAAGCCACAGCGUGAAGGAGGAGGAAACAAUAUAUAUGGUAAAGAUGUAAAAGAAAAAUUACUUGAGUUGGAGAAAUAUGGUGGUGAUGGACAUGCUGCUUACAUACUAAUGCAAAGAAUUUUUCCUCCAAUUCACACUUCAUAUCUUGUGCGGGAUGGUUAUUGUCAACAAACCCAAACUGUAUCUGAACUUGGCAUAUUUGGUGCUUACUUAAGGAACAAAGAAAAUGUGCUAAUAAAUAACCAAAGUGGUUAUCUAAUGAGAACAAAAGUUGCCUCUUCAGAUGAGGGUGGCGUUGCUGCAGGCUUUGCUGUUCUGGAUAGUAUUUAUCUAACUUGAGACAUCCAUCAAUUAUACCAAAAUAUCAUGGUAAUAAAUAGCAUUCCAGCAAUUGGUUAGUAUUUUUUUUGAAAUUAGCUAUUUAAGCAAAAGCAAACAUGUACUUGAGCUUGAAUGUGGAUUUAUUAUGUCCAUUUAUUGAUAUUGAAGUUCACAGGCUUCACCAGACACUAUAAAUUGCAAUUGGGCCUGUCUUUAGAAGUAGUGAAAGUAGAAAUAUGAAGUACUUAGCUGCUGACUAUCAUUGAUAAGUGUACUGCUCCAACAUAUUUUUAAAAUGUAGGGAUUGCCUUUUUUCUUAGAUACAUGCAUGGAGAAUGUGCAGAAACUUGAUUUGUCAUAAAUAUAAAAGCUACGUGUUUUUUAUUC